Messenger RNA from Penicillium malachiteum, 1077 nucleotides. Its product is annotated as Spg1/Tem1 GTP-binding protein. Gene Ontology annotation, biological process: regulation of exit from mitosis. Bases 1 to 1077 code for a protein of 358 amino acids. The record is from RefSeq and is a predicted model, not a curated record. The transcript is spliced from 3 exons. Lineage: Eukaryota; Fungi; Ascomycota; Eurotiomycetes; Eurotiales; Aspergillaceae. Gene Ontology annotation, molecular function: GTPase activity; GTP binding. Gene Ontology annotation, cellular component: spindle pole body.
AUGGAUCCGCUGCAGCAGCCUGUCUCGGAGGUUCCUGCUGUCGCGGAGCCGGAGUCGCAGCCUCCUAUUGAGCCCCAGGCGCCUGAGGUCGCUCAGCCGCUACCCAUGUCGUCCGAACAGCCAUUGGAGCAUGCCCCUGCCCCUGUUACCGUGAACGUCGAAGAGCCCGCCCCAGAAGAUCCUACCACAGACUCCACUGUUGGACCAGAAGAGUCCACUACUAGUCGUGUCGCAGUUGAGCCAGGUUACGCCAGCGACUCGAAGGCUCACUAUCACUCUCGUUCAUCCGAAUUUCACCACUCUGCUCCCGAGUACAAUCCUCGGGAUACCGAUCCAGCUUCGCGCUUCACCUCCUCACCUUCCCUGACUCAGCAACCUCAACUUCACAAUGCCUCGCGUCCCGGCUCUGGAUUUUCAAGUGGACCAGAGCGACAAGCCGCACCUCAGCCUACUCUUCCAGAAGUUCCCCACCGAGGCCAGCUCUCUCAGGCCUCUCGGAAUAGUGUCGUCAUUAAGGUCGGUAUGGUCGGAGAUGCUCAGAUUGGAAAGACCAGUCUGAUGGUGAAGUACGUUGAGGGUAGUUGGGAUGAAGACUACAUCCAGACAUUGGGUGUCAACUUUAUGGAAAAGACCAUUUCAAUCCGUAACACCGAGAUUACCUUCUCCAUCUGGGAUCUUGGUGGUCAGCGCGAGUUUGUCAACAUGCUUCCAUUAGUCUGCAACGAUGCUGUCGCCAUUCUCUUCAUGUUCGAUCUCACCAGAAAGAGCACUCUUAACUCGAUUAAGGAAUGGUACCGACAGGGUCGAGGCUUCAAUAAGACCGCUAUCCCAUUCUUGGUCGGUACUAAAUACGAUCACUUUGUCAACUUCCCUCGAGAAGACCAGGAGGAAAUUUCCCUGCAGGCCAAACGCUUUGCCAAGGCAAUGAAGGCCAGUCUGAUCUUUAGCAGUACCAGCCACAGCAUCAACGUCCAAAAGAUCUUUAAGAUUGUUCUAGCAAAGGCCUUCGACCUUAAGUGCACUAUCCCCGAGAUCGAAAAUGUGGGCGAGCCCCUGCUAUUGUACAAGUCUGUUUAA